AUGCCUUACAAAAAAGGAAAGCCUGUACUGGAAUUGUUCCGUGAAACAAAUGAUGACAAUGAUAACUAUACCGACGAGUUUGAAACCGCGGAGCUCAUCACAACAACGAGAAAGUUUCUGGUGCAGCAGUACGAAAUUGAUAACGCCUUAAAAGUUUUGAAUCCUAACAAUGUGCACCACAACAACCGGCGUUCUUCUACACUUGGGCAACAGACUGGUACUAAAGAGCAAAAAAUGGGUAUCUGUUCAACAAAUUCGCACUGUCAUCGCAACGCUUACUCGUCUCCUGAUGUAAUUCAGCGGGCGAAUCAGUCUAAUCGCCCAAGCUAUCUAAAGCACAAUUCCUAUGCUAUGACUGAUCUCUCUCCCGAGGAGUUUGCAAAGUACACAAAGCUUAAACAUGUCGGAAGAGGCGCGUACGGCGGGGUCUACCAGGCUAAACAUGCUGACACAGGAGAAAUAUAUGCGAUGAAGGUCAUUGAGCUUGACCACACGCACUCAGACUCUUACUCUAAAAGCGGCUUGGCAGUGAAUGAUAAUCAGCACUUGAUGAAUGAGAUCCUCAUUAUGAAGCAGUUUGACCACGUCAACGUCGUUAAAUUGUUCCAUUAUCACGUCAACGAGAUGUCUAUGAAUUUGAUACUUGAAUACUGCGAAAGUGGCUCUUUGAGAGAUCGUUACAGAGCAAAGGGACCAUUACCCGAACUUGAAGUUAUAGGUUAUAUCAAACAGACGCUGGAGGGAUUGGUGUAUCUACACCAGAAACGCUUCAUCCACAGUGACAUUAAAGCAGCGAACAUUCUGCUCAAAAACGGCGUCAUAAAGCUUGCAGAUUUUGGUGUAAGUAUCAAAUUUGACGCUAAGGAUGACGUGGAAACGUUGAAGGACAAGAGAAAGGAAGCAAACGGUUCACCUUAUUGGAUGGCACCGGAGGUCAUUAGACUGCAAGGAGUUUCCACCGCUUCCGACAUUUGGAGUUUGGGAGCUACGGUAGUGGAGCUGCUAACCACUCAGCCACCUUUCUACCAGCAUGAUCCAUUCCCAGCUUGUCACGCGAUUGGAUCGGGGGAGCCCCCCGAUAUACCAUCCGGGAUAUCUCGCGAAUGUUUCCAGUUUUUGACAGUUGGGUGUUUCCAACAGGACAGGAAAGCUAGACUCAGUGCAGAGCAGCUUCUUCGACAUCCCUGGACUCAGGGAGAAAUCAAACACGAUGAGUCACAUAGGUCCAGUCUCAACCGCGAGAUUAGGACCGGCUUUUUGAAACAAUACAAUGAGACAUUCCAGGACAAUUACGAUAACGAUUUUGAAGAGCUAUCCAUAAAUUUAUUGAUGACUAUCAAUACCAUGAAUAAGAAGCAAAGGCUUGAAAUUUAUAAAGAGUCCAUGUCAGGGGAAAGCGAGGACGAUUUCAUGGAUGGAGCAAAAAAGAGCAUACAUUCAAGACUUGAUCGACCGCACAGAGCAAGCGGCAUUGGAAGAGCUGCAGCUGAUUUACAAGUUUGUGACUGA
This is a messenger RNA of Ogataea polymorpha, 1509 nucleotides long. RefSeq lists its product as uncharacterized. The record is from RefSeq and is a predicted model, not a curated record. The transcript is spliced from 2 exons. NCBI's taxonomy places the organism in Eukaryota, Fungi, Ascomycota, Pichiomycetes, Pichiales, Pichiaceae. Gene Ontology annotation, biological process: protein phosphorylation. Bases 1 to 1509 code for a protein of 502 amino acids. Gene Ontology annotation, molecular function: ATP binding; protein kinase activity.